Messenger RNA from Funneliformis caledonium, 201 nucleotides. NCBI's taxonomy places the organism in Eukaryota, Fungi, Glomeromycota, Glomeromycetes, Glomerales, Glomeraceae. The record is from the annotation of a GenBank genome assembly.
ACGCUGAAAGCAGAUUCACCAUAAAAUCAGAGGAAAUGCAAGCCCUCCAGUCCAAGAUGAAGAAAGAGAUACAGGCUCUCCAAUCAAAAGUAAAAGAAUUAGAGCAGGAUGUUUUUUUAGUACAGGAUGAUUUAUCAGAAAUGGAUUUUCUCAAGCGAAAAUUGGAACUGAAAAAUGUGGAACUAACUAGUGAAAAUAUUG